AUGAAGAAGCAUGCGAUGCCUUUGAUGCCUUACUAUAAAGGAUUCAAAGGCAACAUUUCGAAAGACGAGACCAAAAAACAGACGUACACAACCACUGGUUCGUAUAAAGUUAACCCCUUGUUCAGUGAUGUUGUCAACUGUAGUGAUGAUACAAAUGCACCGUUGAAGCUGACUUUAGAUGAAACAAACAUGAAAUGGCUGAUGUCUCUCAAACGGACUGAGAUUUUGAAGACACUCAAGUUGACCUCAUCCAUCAGCACACGUAAUGUGCAUUUGUUUGAUGCCAAAGGUGAUAUACAGAAGUAUGAAAUGGUGGAAGAAAUUAUAGAGAGUUUUUGCUUUGAGAAGCUUAGAGAGCAUGAAGAUAGAGAGUUCAUCGAUGAAAUUCGCAAUGGAUCAAUAAGUUUGAGUAGCACUACGAGGAUUGAAUCUCAACUCAUUGAGGAGUUCACCACUGGAGGAUAUGAAGUUGUUCGAGGAGUUUCUGAUUUCCGUCAUCUCCGAUCAAUGGAGCUAGACUCAGUGUUGACUUCAGAGUAUGCGAUGGAGCUAUCUGCAAAGAGAAAGAUAGUGGAGACUAAAAUGCAAUACCUGAAUGACAACCCUCCCCGAGAACGCUUCCUUAAAGCCGUUGACGCUUUUGUGGAAAAGUUAGAGAAACUUGAAACCGCAAAGAAUCAGAAGGCAAAGGGUGAGAAAAGAAAAACGGAUAAGGAACCUAGUAAGAAGAAUGUGAAGAAGCAGCAAACCUGA
Arabis nemorensis is the source of this 753-nucleotide messenger RNA. Lineage: Eukaryota; Viridiplantae; Streptophyta; Magnoliopsida; Brassicales; Brassicaceae. The record is from the annotation of a GenBank genome assembly.